AUGGCCACCAACUAUUUGCUGGAAUCCAACACGGAGAUGCAUAUCUCAAAUUCCAAAUUUCUUCACUGUUCAGGGCCUAUGGCCAUCGAACCAGGCCGAACCUUAACCUUGCUUGGCCAGAUUUAUUUGGCAAUGAUGGCCAAUUAUGGGAGGAUGAGUGGAAAAAAAUAUGGAGUGUGUUCGACAUUCAUACCAGUGGACUAUUUUCAACACACCAUGACUCUAUGGUUUAAAUACAAUAUCACCAACAUGUUUGUAGAGGAUGGUGUCCCACCAGGGGAUUGGUAUACUCGACAACAAAUCACGAGGUCUAUAGAGAAAAAGACUCAAGCUUCACCCGAUAUUGUUUGUACGGGUCAAUAUUUAAAAGAGAUACACGUCUGUCUGGAUCCUACAACAGCAACAACAUUUGUGGCUUGUCCAGGAUCACCGAGUUGUCCUACCUAG
Cicer arietinum (chickpea) is the source of this 447-nucleotide messenger RNA. RefSeq lists its product as uncharacterized. The record is from RefSeq and is a predicted model, not a curated record. Gene Ontology annotation, cellular component: extracellular region. Gene Ontology annotation, biological process: RNA catabolic process. Lineage: Eukaryota; Viridiplantae; Streptophyta; Magnoliopsida; Fabales; Fabaceae. Gene Ontology annotation, molecular function: ribonuclease T2 activity; RNA binding.